GAUACAGUAACAUCGUGAAUAAAUUUAAUAUCUCUUGACAAAGCGGUGUUAGACAUAUUAUUCCUACAAAAUUGCUCAUUGCGGUAAACUCUUUUAUUUUAAUUAAUAUAUAUAGAUUAUUUUACAGAUUCCAUUCAGAAUUACAUUAAUAUGAUAUCCCGAAAAAUUUUAUUAUAUGGCGGAUUAGUAUUAUUCGCUACGAUAACUGUUACUCUUUCUUGCCGUUCUGUUGGUGUCGAUUUUAUCAAACCUAACUUCACAAUUACUAAUAAUACGAAAUAUGAAAAAAUAGCUAACAAUACGAAAUAUGCACAAAUAUCUGACAAUACGGAUUAUGAACAAAUUGCUAACGAUAUGGAAUAUGAACAAAUUGGUGACAAUACGAAAUAUAAAAGAAGAACUAGGAAUACGGAUUAUGAACGGAUUGCUAACAAUACGGAAUAUGAACAAAUUGGUGACAAUACGAAAUAUGAAAAAAGAGCUAACGAUACGGAUUAUGAACGGAUUGCUAACAAUAGGAAAUAUAAUACGAAAUAUACGCCGAUUAAUGAUAAUUUGUCGAUUAUAGUACCGUUGCAUUAUAAUAGCGAAAUACGAUUUUUCUUCGAGGACAAUAUUUUAUUUGGUCAUUGCAAUAUUAUUAUAAACAUUAGCCAACCAUUGAAAUCUAUAACGAUGUACUCGGUAUCUGUUUAUGUAAUGGACGCGAUCUUGAUUGAUGGUAAAAAUGAAACGGUGUAUAAACUAUUUAGUUCAUCCUUCAACAAAGAAAAAAACAUUCUUACUCUUAAUUUUAACCGCUUAUUACAUCAUAUUUUUCCUGAUACAUUCACUUUAAAGAUGACAUAUAUACGUAUUAUGUAUGAAAACAGAAAAAGUUUCGUCAGAUCUGCAUAUCAAGAAAAACCAGAAGAUCAAAUGUUGGACCAAACAGGUGUUGAGGUAAUGAAGGCUCGACAACUAUUUCCGUGCGAAGACGAGAUAAUCAUCAAUUCCACAUUUAAAAUUGCCAUCAAACAUGAUGAAAAAUAUACAAUUUUAUUGAAUAUUCCUAUAAGAGCACAAAGUAAAACUGACGGUGGCAUGAUGUGGACUGACUUUGACGAAUCAUCAAUGUCUGCCCAACAGAUAUCGAUUGUGAUAACCACAUUUACUGCUGUUUCUAGUCAGCUCCCAAAUGUUACCGUGUGGUGCAGACAAAGUGCUGCAAAACAUGUUCUUUAUGCAAUAAAUGUUAUCGAAGAGGUUCUACCUUAUUUUAAACAAAAAUACUUGGCGGAAUUAUCAAAAUUGGAUAUUGUUGCAUUGUGGCAUCCUCAAGACGAUGUUCAUGCCGUUACGACACUGGGACUCGUUCUGUUGAGAGAAGUAGAUAUUAUUUAUAAUGAAGCCGUGGAUCCCGCUGCACGCCAAGGGGAAGUUACACACAUGAUCGCGCGUGCAUUGGUAUUUCUUUGGUGUAAUAAUGCGUUACUUUGGUCAGAAGAAGGUUUUGCUACAUUUUUCGCAGCGUAUAUCUUGGAUGAGGUAUACCAAAAUAAUAACAUGAUGGAUUUACUGGUUGUACAAGCACAACAAGAUUCUUUUCGUUACGACACUUCUUCUGUAGACUUUGCAACAUUGAACAGGACAAACACCUCUGAAGUCAAAUCAUUAGGAUCUCUAAAUUAUGUGAAAUCAUUCAUAGUGUGGCGCAUGUUAUACCAUGUAAUUCCUGAUAUAUUUUGGAAUGGUAUCCGUACAUAUAUAGACAAGUGCCGUAUUUAUUCAAACAAAACAACACUAGAUGAUUUAUGGACCAUUAUGCAAACUAUUCACAAAGAAACAUAUCCACAAAAUAUGCUCAGUUCUCAUUUAAAACAGAUAAUACAAAGUUGGAUAUCGAAAGAAUAUUAUCCUCUUUUAAACGUAACACAAAAUUACUGGAAUGUGACUUUAGCGAUAGACAUUCAAUCUUUCUAUCCACAUUUAGUUAAUGAUAACAUAAAAACUUGGAUACCUGUAACAUUAACGACGCAAUCGUCUCUUAAUUUUGACAAUACUGAUGAUUCUUUGUUUUGGCUAACCACGGAAAAAUUAGAGCACCCAAUUUUAGGCAUUGACAAAAGCGAUUGGAUUGUACUCAACAUACAACAAACUGGAUACUAUCGCGUCCAAUAUGAUUUACAAAACUGGCACAAACUUGUACGCUACUUAAACUCUGAACAUUAUAACAAAGUACAUAUUCUUAAUCGUGCUCAAAUGAUCGAUGACGCAUUCUACUUUUUUUUACAAAGCCAACUCAAUUACGAGGUAUUUUGGAAUCUUACAAAUGUCGUACACCGAGACACAAAUUUUGUUACAUGGUAUCCCCUGAUUAAAGCUUUUGAAAAGAUGACGUGUAUAUUUCCAUUUGGCUUUGCGUUUCAUACAGAAUAUAAUGCAUUGACACAGGAGAAAAUAAAGGAAAGAAUAGAUGGACUUCUUUCAAAAAUAGGAUACUAUGAAGAACCAACAGAACAUACUCUUACCACAUAUUUAAGACAAGAAGCUAUAAAAUGGGCAUGUAUCCUCGAUAUUUUUGAGUGUCGAAGGACAGCUGCAACAGAAUUAAGCAUAGUGCUUGAAAAUUCUGUAGAAAACAGUUAUUUGAGGAAUGAGGAAUGGAUAUACUGUUAUGGUGUAACAACAGCAAGCCACGAUAUUUGGUACAAGAUAUGGGAGAAAUGGAAUGCAACAUCUGAUGAAAGAUUUUUACAAUAUCUAACUUGUUCUAAAGAUUCUACUAUUCUUUGCGAUUUUUUGAAAAUAACAGUAUUGAAAGAAAUUCGGUCUAAUGAAAGCAAACAAAGCAGUAAGCUUGCUAAUACAUUUCUUCUUGUUAUUGCGAAAAAUGCACAAAGAGAUGCAAUGCAAUCUUGUUUUUUCGAAAUUUUUAAAAAUUUUACACUCAGCUCAAAUAGGAGAAAUGACUUAAUUGCAACAUUAAUUGUAAUUAUCACACAUAUGCACAGGGAAGAUCACAUGGCAGAGAUAAUUAAAUUGGCAACACGUAUUCUGAAAGAAGAACUUAAAAGUAUUAAAGAGAAGCUAAAGAAACGAAGAUUGGAAUUCGGAAGACUAGUCAAAAACUACGGGUACUACUUCAGUUUAUAGCAAAACAUUUAAAUCAAUGGAAGACAACAAAUUCACUUGCUGCUCACAUACAAUUAUAUAUCGAUAAUUGUUAUAAUUUCUUUCUUAAUUUUUAUCACAUAUCUGUGUACUUAUUAAAAUU
Molecule: messenger RNA, 3256 nt
Organism: Linepithema humile (Argentine ant)
Lineage: Eukaryota; Metazoa; Arthropoda; Insecta; Hymenoptera; Formicidae
Product: thyrotropin-releasing hormone-degrading ectoenzyme-like
Biological process (GO): proteolysis; peptide catabolic process
Cellular component (GO): cytoplasm
Molecular function (GO): metalloaminopeptidase activity; peptide binding; zinc ion binding
Source: RefSeq, a predicted model, not a curated record